CUCAUUUCAGUCACAACCCGCCACAUCCACCACCUUUCAAAGAGCUCUCAAUUCUAUUGUGAAAAUGAAGCUUCUUAGUUGGAUGCAAAAUAAGCUUAAUGGGAAACAAGGGAACAAAAAACCACACACAGCUUCAACUACUAAUCAUGUGAAACAAGAGCCCCGUGAAGAAUUCAAUGAUUGGCCCCAUGGUUUGCUAGCAAUUGGAACCUUUGGAAACAAUGAUUUAAAAGAAAAUUCUGAAAGCCAAAAUACUCAAGAGGGUCCCUCUUCAUCUGAAGAAAUAGUAGAUUUUACUCCAGAAGAAGUAGGAAAGUUACAACAGGAGUUGACAAAGCUCUUACGUAAACCAAAUGUGGAGAAGCAAAUUGUUGAUCUUCCAUUGGAUAGAUUCCUUAAUUGCCCAUCAAGCUUGGAGGUUGAUCGAAGAAUUAGUAAUGCUCUUUGUAGUGAUUCAGAUCAAAGAGAUGAAGAUAUCGACCGGACAAUUAGUGUCAUACUUGAUAAAUGUAAAGACAUUUGUGCAGAUAAUAACAAGAAAGUGAUUGGGAAGAAAUCAAUUUCUUUCCUUCUCAAGAAAAUGUUUGUUUGUAGCAGUGGCUUUGCACCAGCACCCAGUUUGAGAGAUACACUUCAAGAGUCAAGAAUGGAGAAGCUUUUGAGAGUAAUGCUUCACAAGAAGAUGAACCAUCAAAAUAAUGCUCGGCCAUCAUCUGCAAAGAGAUAUCUAGAGGACAAACAAAAGCCAAAGAAGGAAAAAGAUGAUGAACCGCGGAACAAAACCAAUGAUGGAUGCAAAUGGGUCAAGACAGAUUCUGAAUAUAUUGUUCUAGAGAUAUAAAUCUGCUUUGAUCUACACUAUCACUUCACUUACAAGGAUUCAAAUGUUUAUGGAUUGGGUUCUAAGGAUCUCAGAUAGUUGGGAUUACAAAUCAUCAAGAUUCAUUUUAGUGG
This is a messenger RNA of Quercus lobata, 954 nucleotides long. RefSeq lists its product as uncharacterized. The record is from RefSeq and is a predicted model, not a curated record. The coding region runs from base 65 to 841 and encodes 258 amino acids. Lineage: Eukaryota; Viridiplantae; Streptophyta; Magnoliopsida; Fagales; Fagaceae. The transcript is spliced from 6 exons. Gene Ontology annotation, biological process: gravitropism; regulation of growth.